AUGUAUUCCAACAUUGUCACAACUGGAGCGUUUGCAUGGGCUCCUUCAUCGGGUGUACCUGCUAACAGUGAUGUUGAUCCUGGUACAAGCAAUGCCAACAUUGCUCAUGAUGGUUUGGAAGAGGGUAGCGGUGAUUUAGAGGAAGAUGUGAUUCCAGAUUUCCAGACUGACAUGGCUCGAAUGGUUGGAGGGAUAAAUAUGUCUAGCAACAGCAACACAAAAAGCGGUGGCAAAAGAAAAGAACAUGAUCAUUAUAAUGUGCGAGGUAGAAAGAAGAAAACAUCUGGAAUUCAGUUGCUGUCAAGGUGCAAUCAACUACUUGAGAGUAUAUUGACUAAGAGUGAUUCCACGUCUGUUAAUUUGGAUCGCAAAGGCUGUAGUAUUCGCGAGGUGAUGGUUGAGCUACACUCAAUUCCUGGAGUUUCAAUUGAAGAUGAGUUCCACGACUUUGCGACAGAGUACUUGAGUUUAAGAAGGAAAAGAGAAAUGUGGGCUAGUAUAGGUGAUAAGGAGUAG
Populus nigra (black poplar) is the source of this 516-nucleotide messenger RNA. RefSeq lists its product as uncharacterized. Bases 1 to 516 code for a protein of 171 amino acids. The transcript has a single exon. The record is from RefSeq and is a predicted model, not a curated record. Lineage: Eukaryota; Viridiplantae; Streptophyta; Magnoliopsida; Malpighiales; Salicaceae.